Cladocopium goreaui is the source of this 516-nucleotide messenger RNA. NCBI's taxonomy places the organism in Eukaryota, Dinophyceae, Suessiales, Symbiodiniaceae. The record is from the annotation of a GenBank genome assembly.
AUGAAAGCUACAGAGUUUGGAAUCGUCAAGCUCUUCAACGAAGUGCAUCCCUCAAAAGCCAUGGCCCCAAUGAAAGUCACAGAGUUGGGAAUUGUCACAUUCUGCAACGAACUGCAUCUGUCAAAAGCCAUGGCCGGAAUGAAAGCUACAGAGUUUGGAAACUGCAGGCUCUCCAACGAACUGCAUCCACGAAAAGCCGACUCCCCAAUUGAAGUCACAGAGUUUGGAAUCGUCAAACUCUUCAACGAACUGCAUCCCUCAAAAGCGCUGGCCCCAAUGAAAGUCACAGAGUUUGGAAUUGUCAAGCUCUUCAACGAACUGCAUCCACGAAAAGCCGAGUUCCCAAUUCUUGUGACAGAGUUGGGAAUUGUGACACUCUCCAGCCAACUGCUUCCAUCAAAAGCCUCCUCCUCAAUUUCUGUUACAGAAUUUGGAAUCGAUAAAGUCCGCAACGAAUUGCGAUGCUGGAAGGCUUUGCUUCCAAUCCGGUCAGAGUUUGGGAUGGCAAACCCCUGA